Messenger RNA from Osmia bicornis bicornis, 1159 nucleotides. RefSeq names its product elongation factor Ts, mitochondrial (gene mEFTs). Gene Ontology annotation, molecular function: protein binding; translation elongation factor activity. Gene Ontology annotation, biological process: mitochondrial translational elongation. NCBI's taxonomy places the organism in Eukaryota, Metazoa, Arthropoda, Insecta, Hymenoptera, Megachilidae. The transcript is spliced from 4 exons. The coding region runs from base 160 to 1068 and encodes 302 amino acids. The record is from RefSeq and is a predicted model, not a curated record. Gene Ontology annotation, cellular component: mitochondrial matrix.
UUGAACAAUAUUCCUUAAUAAUGUUAAACUUUCUGACAUAAACAAGUAUCUUGCACUAUGUUUAAAUGACUUAGAAAUGCUGUUUCUGUCCAUUUAACAUCAUUAGCUGGUGAACAGACUAACACCCGUGAUAGCAAUUGACUGCAGUUUCCAGGCAACAUGAUUCCACGUCAAUUAUUUCGCACCAUACAUACAAAUUAUUUACUUUGCUAUGGAUCAAAAAAGACAUUAUUGAGCAAGUUACGCAAGAAAACUGGCUACACAUUCGUGAACUGUAAAAAGGCAUUAGAAAUACAUGAAAAUGACAUGGAAAAAGCUGAACAAUGGCUGAAUGAACAAGCUCAAGCCCAGGGUUGGGUUCAAGCAACAAAAUUACAAUCCAGAAUAACUUCCCAAGGAUUAAUAGCAAUGAUUACUAAUGACAAAUAUGGAGCACUUGUGGAAAUAAACUGUGAGACAGAUUUUGUUGCAAGAAACAACAAGUUUCAUGAUCUAGCAGAAACUGUACUUAACACUGUGUUAAAACAAGGAAUGUCGCUUGAACAGAGUUCACUGGUCAAUAAAACCAUGUUGGAUCCAGAGUCUAUAAAUGAGUUGGUUGCAAAUGAUGGUAAAAGCUUAGGUGACCAUUCUGCUUUAACUAUUGGAACUGUGGGAGAAAAUAUUAAUAUAAGACGCGCAAUGUGCAUGAGUGUUCAACCAGGUGUAUAUUUAUAUGGUUGCACUCAUCCUGCUCCUUUAAAUCCAUUACCGUCGUCUUAUGGACGGUAUGGGGCACUGGUGGCUUUAAAGUCUAACAAGAAAAACGAAGUUUUAGGAAUGCAACUUUGCCAACAUGUUAUUGGUAUGAACCCAAUCAGGGUUGGAGAUACAAAAGUUGAUACACCCAAUGAAAACAUAGAUGAUGAACAUAUUAUGUUAUAUCAAGAAUUCUUACUUGAUCCUUCUUUAUCUGUCCAACAGUUGUUGCAAAGUGAACAAGCUGAAAUUUUGGAUUUCGUACGUUUCGAAAUGGGUGAAACAUUUAACAACAAACAAGCAUUAGAUUCCGUGGAAACUUGUGGUUGAAAUACAAAACAAUCUCUUUACUCAAAAAUUUUGUACAUAUGUUAAACAAAUGUAUUGUUGCUUUUUCACGGUAAAAGAUAUACACGCAUUA